Messenger RNA from Chironomus riparius, 348 nucleotides. The record is from the annotation of a GenBank genome assembly. Lineage: Eukaryota; Metazoa; Arthropoda; Insecta; Diptera; Chironomidae.
AUGAUGAUGGAAAUGGGCAUGAACAGAAUUCUCAGAAAGAUUGCUGGUGCAUUCUCAACCAUCACUCAGUUAACGAAGAGUGGCGAUGAAUAUUCAUUGAACACAAUUAUUGUGUUUUACAAGACAAGUCAAACAUUUAAAGCUGGUCAAGGCAAAAAUGUCACAACAUCUGAUGGCAGGAAGGUAUUAAAUAUUUUCGAAAUUCAUGGAAAUAAACUUCUGGAGAAGCAAAUUGGUGAAAAGACAUUUAUUGUUGAGCGAGAAUUUUUUGAUGAUCAGCUGAUUGUUAAGGCUGGAUUCGAGAAUGGGAGUCUCUGUACUUGCUGGUGUAAAGUUGUGUCUAGUUAA